AUGGCCGGGCCGGGCCCCCCCGGGCCCCGCCGGGGCUCGGCCAAGGGCUGGGGGCUGCGCCUCGCCCUCCUGGGGGUCCUGCUGGGGCUCCCCCCGCGGGGCCGGGCGGGGCCGGCAGGGCCGCUGUCCCACGGAGAACGGGUCACCCCACACUGGCUCCUGGGGGGCCGUGCCCGGAGAGCCGUCAGCCUGCAGGAGCAGGUGCCGGCACCUGCCCGGGCAGAGGUGGCUGUGACGGCCGAGGGCAAAGAGCUCGUGCUGGUGCUGGAGAGGAACCAGCUGCUGGCUCCGGGCUACACGGAGACGCACUACAGCGAGCAGGGACAGCCCGUGACGGUGACCCCCAACCACACGGAGCACUGUCACUACCACGGCCACGUCCGCGGCCACCGCCGCUCCUGGGUCGUGCUCAGCACCUGCUCGGGAAUACGGGGCCUCAUAGUGCUGAGCAGCAACACCAGCUACUACCUGAGCCCCCUGGGGACCCCUGAGCCAGGCCUCCACCUCAUCCACCGAGCAGAGCACCUGCCCAUGCCGGGGGGCACCUGUGGGCACGGCCAGGACCUGGGCAGCACCAUCGCUGGCAUCGCCCAGCUCUUCCAGCCUCAGCACCCACGGGCCAGGAGGGAUGCCUGGAGGACCAUGAAGUACAUGGAGCUCUUCAUCGUUGCUGAUCACACCCUGUACAGGAACCAGGACCUCAACCUGGGCCGCACCAAGCAGCGCAUCGUGGAGAUCGCAAACUACGUGGACAAGUUUUACAGGCUGCUGAACAUCAAGGUGGCCCUGAUCGGGCUGGAGGUGUGGACGGAGCGGGACCAGUGCGCGGUGAGCAGCGACGCCAACGCCACGCUCUGGGCCUUCCUGCAGUGGAAGAAGUCGCUGAGGGCGCGCAAGAAGCACGACAACGCCCAGCUGCUGACAGGGAAGACCUUCGGGGGCACCACCAUCGGAAUGGCCCCGCUGGAGGGGAUGUGCAGCGCCGAUAACUCCGGAGGGGUCAGCGUGGACCACGCGGAGCAGCCCAUCGGAGCCGCCGCCACCAUGGCCCACGAGAUCGGCCACAACUUCGGCAUGGUCCACGACACCAAGGGCUGCUGCGUGGAGGCCACCCCCGAGCAGGGCGGCUGUGUCAUGGCAGCAGCCACGGGGCACCCCUUCCCCCGCGUGUUCAGCUCCUGCAGCAAGAGGCAGCUGGAGAGCUACUUCCAGAAGGGAGGGGGAAUGUGCCUCUUCAACCUGCCCGACACCAAGGACCUGGUGGUGGCACGGAAAUGUGGCAACGGCUUCCGGGAGGAGGGAGAGGACUGCGACUGCGGGGAGGUGGAGGAAUGCACCAACCCCUGCUGCAACGCUCACAACUGCACGCUCAAGGAGGGGGCCCAGUGUGCCCACGGCGACUGCUGCCACAGCUGCAAGCUGAAGGUGGCCGGGACCAUGUGCCGGGAAGCCGCGGGCUCCUGUGACCUGCCGGAAUUCUGCACGGGCGCCUCCCCGUACUGCCCGGCCAACGUGUACCUGCUGGACGGCUCCUCGUGCGCCCGCGGCGAGGCCUACUGCAGCAACGGCAUGUGCAUGACCCACCAGCAGCAGUGCGUGCAGCUCUGGGGGCCAGGAGCGUGGCCGGCGCCCGACGCCUGUUUCCAGGACGUGAACAUGGCAGGGAACACCUACGGCAACUGCGGCAAGGACAGCCAGGGCCGCUACGUCAAGUGUGACAAGAGGGAUGCCAUGUGUGGGAAGAUCCAGUGCCAGAGCUCUGCCAAGAAGCCGCAGGGCACCAACACGGUGUCCAUCGACACCACGAUCCGCUUCAAGGGCCGUGAGGUCAAGUGCCGGGGCACCUUCGUCUACAGCGCCAAGGACGACCAGGAGGACCUGUCCGACCCCGGGCUGGUCCUGACGGGCACCAAGUGCGGGGAUGGCAUGGUGUGCAAGGACCGGCGGUGCCAGAACGCGUCCCUGUUUGAGCUGGAGAAGUGCGUGUCCCGCUGCCACGGGCACGGGGUGUGCAACAGCAACAAGAACUGUCACUGUGAGCCCGGCUGGGCCCCCCCGUUCUGCGAGAAGCCGGGCCUGGGUGGCAGCGUGGACAGUGGCCCCGUGCAGAGCCACAACCACGAGUCCAUCGUGAUCGCCCUCGUCGUCAUCUUCCUGUUCCUGCUGCCCGCCCUGGCGCUGAGCAUCUACUACUGGUACCGGCAGGAGAACUCCCUGCUCGGCAGGUGCAUCGAGGAGACCAGGCUCAGGGGGGCCUGCAGCAGGAACAAAUCCAUGGGUCGGAAAUCGAGCAGUGCCCAUCCCAAAGCAGCCUUCACCCUGAGGAACAUUUCAGCCUCCAGCCACCCCACUAAGCAGGGCCCACGGAGCGCGUUCCUCCCCAAACCCGGCGCCGCCCCGCCCGGCUCUCAGCCCGUCAACGUCGUGCACCCCCUUCGCCCGGCUCCCCACUCCGUCCCCCCCUGCCCCAGGGACCCCAAACCCGCCAGGCCCCCUCCCCCAGCCAGCAAAUCACCCCUGGUCCCCACCAAAGCCGGCGCCUCCCAGGCCAAGCUCCCUCCUCCGAAGAAACCUCUUCCCUGCAGCCCCGUGAGGAGCCCCCAGGUGGUCCCAAAGCACCAGCCCCCGCGCCGGCCGCUGCCGGGGAGUCCCCUCCUGGCCAAGGAGCUGCCCCCUGCCCACGGACAGACCCUGCUGGUCAUGGUCCCUCCUACCAACCUCAGCGUGGCGGGGACGAGUGGCUCGAGCCACCCCACGAGGCCGUUCAAACCGAUGCCACCUCAGAGGCCAGUCCCAGCCAUCAAAGUCCAAUCCACCUCCUUCUCCUCAAAGAAGUGACAAUCCCAGGACACCUGACGCACCCUCCCCGAGCUGGCUCUCCUGAUUUGCACUGCUGUGGCCACAGGGCUCUCCCGUUCCUCUUCUUUUAGUGACCCUUUUGAUACCAGAGGACUAUUUUUGUAAGACAGAAUUUGUAUUCAGCACACAGACUGUAGUGGUGGGGUGCAGAGGGGACAUUGGUACCACGCCUGGACCAGGGGCUGGUUGGAGGUGGGGCUUCCAUGACGGCGAUCCCACCACAGCUCCUGCCCGAUUUCCCUCCCAGCUUUAGUUCUUCUGACAUUGCACACGGGCUGGGAGGGGUGCCUGGGGGAAGUGAACGUCCCCACCGACGGAAGAUGCUGGUGACAGCGUGAUGUCCUUGCAGCUACCUCUUCCUCCUCCUCCUCCUCCUCCUCCAGGCCUGCGGGCCCCCAGCCGCUGCCGCCGCAGCUCCUCGCUGGGCAUCGUCCCGGGGGGACGUCUGCCAGGCCAGAAACCCGGUGCCCAGUUUGGGCUGGGCCACGCGGUGCUGGGACAUUUCCACGAAGGAUCCAAGUUCUCAGGCUCCUCCUGACCUCCUGUCCCAUUGCACACGGAAAAGCGGUGACGAUCCUGGGGUCACCUGGAAGGAGAGACUGUCUGGGAACGUUUGAAUGCCCCAAGUGCCGGUGGCAGCAGCUUCCCAGGGUGCUUUUGAGGGGCUCGGGAGCCCUCACAACGUUGCUGUUCCCUGCUCCUGGGCCGAGCCCAGCAGAGGCUCCGGGAGCCGCUCAUGCUCCAAGGGGAAGGAGCCAGGAGCGGGAACAAGAGCAGGAAAACUCCUGCCCGUGCCACUGGCUUGUCCCAAGCCUUGGCCAAGCCACUGCAUUUCUCUGUGCCUCAGUCCCCCGUCGGGGGUGUUUCCUACCUCACAGGGCUGUUGUGAGGUUUGACAAAGGGAUUCUUGGCAGGGCCUCCAACCCUCCGUCCAAGGUGCUGUUGACCUGCACAGUUUGUGCCACUUUCCUGUGACUUGACCUGCGGCUCGAUCAGGGUCUGAGAUGACAACAAAGACUUUGAAAAGUC
Vidua macroura (Pin-tailed whydah) is the source of this 3888-nucleotide messenger RNA. RefSeq names its product ADAM metallopeptidase domain 33 (gene ADAM33). Gene Ontology annotation, molecular function: metalloendopeptidase activity. NCBI's taxonomy places the organism in Eukaryota, Metazoa, Chordata, Aves, Passeriformes, Viduidae. Bases 1 to 2838 code for a protein of 945 amino acids. The record is from RefSeq and is a predicted model, not a curated record. The transcript has 24 exons. Gene Ontology annotation, biological process: proteolysis.